This is a messenger RNA of Canis lupus familiaris (dog), 2308 nucleotides long. RefSeq names its product solute carrier family 22 member 14 (gene SLC22A14). Gene Ontology annotation, molecular function: transmembrane transporter activity. The coding region runs from base 98 to 2107 and encodes 669 amino acids. Gene Ontology annotation, biological process: transmembrane transport. The transcript has 12 exons. Gene Ontology annotation, cellular component: membrane. The record is from RefSeq and is a predicted model, not a curated record. Lineage: Eukaryota; Metazoa; Chordata; Mammalia; Carnivora; Canidae.
CCAAUAGAACCCAACUGUUCUGCUUCCCAGGGUCUGGCUGGGGCUGGAUGGUGGUCAGCACAGAUGUGGACGGGAGCUUGCUGGGGCCUGUUCAGCUAUGAGAAGUCUGGGGAAGGAUCAGGCUGCCCUCACAGGAAGUGUGAGUUCUCAGUUGGCGACAGAAAACAACUGCAAGGUAAAGCAAAGAUACCACCAUCCUUCCGAGACCUUGAACCAGCUUGAGGUACCAGAACACAUCCAUUCCCCAUCUCUGGAGAUGCUGUUACGCAGACUGAGGGCAAUGGAAGCUCAGCAGGAUGACAAGUUUGCCAGUAUCCUGGAUGUGGUGGGGAAGUUUGGCACAUUCCAGCGUAGGCUGGUGGCCCUCACCUUCAUCCCCAACAUCCUGCUGGCCUUCUUCAUGUUUGCUGACAUCUUCAUGUUCACAGCCCAGAAGCCUUAUUGCAAUACCAGCUGGAUACUGGCAAUCGACCCCAACCUGUCAGAGGCUGAGCAGUUGAAUCUGACCCUGCCCCGAGAACCCAAUGGCAGUUUCCAGACAUGUCUCAUGUACUUGCCCGUGGCCUGGGAUCUGGAUUCUAUUAUCCAAUUUGGCCUCAACUACACAGUGUCAUGCCAAGAUGGGUGGAUCUAUCCUGAGACCAAGAAGCGAUCACUUGUCAAUGAGUUUGACUUGGUGUGUGGCAAGGAGUCGAACAUGGAAGGCGUGCAGACCAUGUUCCUGGCGGGCCUCCUUAUAGGGUCUCUCAUCUUUGGGUUCGUAAGUGACAAGCUGGGCCGCUACCCCACCAUCCUGAUGUCGCUGCUGGGGCUGAUCAUCUUCGGCUUCGGCGCAGCCUUUGUCAACACCUUUCACCAGUACCUGUUCUUCCGCUUCGUGGUGUCCCAGGCUUUGGUGUGCUACGCCAUCAGCAGCGUGUGCUUGGCCACCGAGUGGCUCGUAGGUCAGCACCGGGCCCACGCCAUCAUCCUGGAACACUGCUUUUUCUCUAUGGGAGUCAUGUUCCUGACGGGACUUGCCUACAUCCUUCCCCACUGGCGGCUACUGUUUCUGGUGGGUGGGGCACCUGUGUUCCCCCUCAUCUCCUACAUCUGGAUGCUGCCCGAGUCCCCGCGGUGGCUGAUGCUGAAAGGCAAGCUGGGGGCGGCCAAGCGGGUGCUGUGCUAUGCGGCCAGUGUGAACGAGAAGACCAUUCCCUUAAGUCUGCUGGACAAGCUGCAGCUGCCCGGAAAGAAGGUGACUAAGGCCUCUGUCCUGGACUUCUAUAACAACAGGCACCUCCGCAAGGUGACCUUGGUGAUGGGCUGUGUGUGGUUUACUGUCGGUUACAGCUAUUUUACAAUGAGCCUCAAGUUGAAGGAUUUUGGUGUGAACAUCAACCUCACACAAGUGGUUCCUGGCCUCAUGGAGGUGCCCGCCCGGCUGUGUUGCAUCUUUCUCCUUGAGCUGAUGGGGAGGAAAUGGAGCUUGAUCUUGACUCUCUUCCAAGGCUCCCUUAUGUGCUUGCUUAUCCUCAUCCUCCCCCCAGGAGAGAUGGAGGGAGAGCAGAUGGGUGGGUCCCUUGUCCCCCACCCCAGACUCAGGUGGGCUGAGCAUUAUCUGGCCAUAGAGCUGAAAUCCAUGAUGGUCUUGAUGAUUGUGCUUGGAGAGUUCAGCCUGGCCGCCUCGGCCUCAGUGUUCUUCAUCUACACCGCAGAGCUCCUGCCCACCGUCCUCAGGGCAACAGGUCUGGGGCUGGUAUCUCUGGCCUGGGCAGCUGGAGCCAUCUCAUCCCUGGUGGUCAUCCAACAGAAACUCACCUUCCUACCCAUCUUUCUCUGCUGCAUCUCAGCCUUUCUGGCCUUGUUUCUCUGCUCCCUGCUGCCAGAAACGCAAGAUCAGCCUCUCUCUGAUACCCUGGAGCACUACUCCCUGCAGAUGAGGAACGUGGCUGAGGAACUGUUCACCAAGGAAGUAGUAGUUGAUGAUGGGACUGACGAAGUGACAAAGAACACCAUUCUCAAUUCCAUGAUCCAGAAAUCGGACAUGGACAUCCUCUCCAACGUGUCUUUGCAGGAUGCGUCUUUGCAGGGCAGAGGAGAGGAAACAGACCCACUAAAUAACUGAGGGCCUGGCCCCCAGACGAUCUGAGUUGGAGCUGAGUGGCUGGGUGUGGGGCUGUGGACUCCAGGCCACGAAUUCCAGGCCCAGUCCAGCUGAGGGGCAGGUCAGCCCUGCUCCAAAGCCAGCCGUUGAGAUCCAAAAAUGGCCCCUCCUGGGUGACCUAGUGUGUGAUUCAUUCCAAUAAAGGUGCCAUGUUGGACUUGA